AUGGCGACAAUCGAACGGUUCAACACGGAGGACGAGCGACAGUACUACGAAACCGCGGGCCGGGUCCAGGUCAAGCCGGGCUGGCUGCAGGGCGAGGGCCAGCCGAUGCCGGAAAUGGAGCCCUACCUGUGGCGCUGGGCCGAGGUCGAGCCGCUGGUGAUGAAGAGCGGCGAGUUGGUGACGCCGGACCGGGACGUGGAGCGGCGUACCCUGCGACUGGCAACGCCCGGGCUGGACCGGGGGACGACCCACACCAUCACGGCCGCCCUGCAACUGUUGCUGCCCGGCGAAAACGCGCCGGCGCACCGGCAUACGCCCACGGCGAUCCGAUGGGUGCUGAAGGGCACGGGCGCCUACACCACGGUGGAAGGCGACAAGUGCUACAUGGAGCCGGGCGACCUGGUGCUGACGCCGUCGUGGACGUGGCACGACCACAACAACGAGGGCGAAGAGCCGAUGGUCUGGCUGGACGGACUGGACGUGCCGCUGGUGCGGUAUCUGCGGGCCAACUUCUACGAGGCCUACCCCGAGGAUCAGCAGCCCAUCGUCGGCGUGGCCGAGUCGGAGCGCAAGUUCGCGUCCGGCGCGCUGCGGCCGGCGUGGGAGGAACCGAGCGCGCCCUACUCGGCGCUGUGGCACUACAAAUGGGACAAGACCCACGAGGCGCUGCACCAGCUGGCCGAGGUGGACGCCAGCCCCUUCGACGACGUGGCGAUGGAGUUCAGCGACCCGAUGACCGGCGGACCGGUGCUGCGGACGAUGACCUGCUGGGCGCAGAUGAUCCGGCCGGGCAUCGCCACGCGAGCGCAUCGCCAGACCAGUUGCGCGGUGUACCAGGUGUACAAGGGCGAGGGCCACAGCGUCAUCGACGGCAAGCGGUUCGAUUGGACCGAGGGCGACUUCUUCGUGGUGCCGCCGUGGGUGUGGCACGAGCACGCCAACAACUCGGGCGACGAGGCCAUCCUGUUCUCCAUCCAGGACAUACCGAUCAUGAAGCAGAUGGCGUUGUACCGCGAGGAGCCCUACGAGGCGAACGCCGGCCACCAGCCGGUGACCGGGCACUUCAAGGGGUAG
Geodia barretti is the source of this 1074-nucleotide messenger RNA. Lineage: Eukaryota; Metazoa; Porifera; Demospongiae; Tetractinellida; Geodiidae. The record is from the annotation of a GenBank genome assembly.